UUUAGGUAUGUUUCAAAAUUUUCGGUAGUCUGAUGUCUUUAAAAUUAAAAAUUUAAAAAAUUUAAAACAAAUAACAUUCGCUACUAUGAGUCGCGAUCUAAGAGAAUCUUUAGGUUGCCCAUGUUCACAACAACAUCCACAUGGGGCAUUUGUUGGCGUUUUGGAUCAGAGAAAUUACUGUAAAAGCUUGCAGGACUUUACGCCAGAAUCGGUUUUCUUGGAAAAUAUUCAUGAUUUGGCACAUACACUAGCACAAAUUAUGAUCAUUUGCGGAUUACACGAAUGUAAAGCGCUAAAAGCUGUGCCAGCUAUUACUUAUGCUUUUCUGCACUACGACCAGGUUUGUUACUGCAUCGAUACAAUUCCAAAAAAACGAAUAAGAAAAGAAGAUUUAUGCAAAGAGCUGAUUAAAAACUGCUUGAUGAAUUCCAUUGAGGCCAAAUUAGCCUAUGCAAUAGUUAAAAGAGGAUUUAAAGCAUUCUACUUUAAACCUAGAGAAUAUAAUCCACUGUGUCCGCCAGCUUAUUCCGAGGAAUGUAUUUGGAUACAUGCCGGUAAGAAAAGUGCGGAAAGUUAUUCACGUUUCGAAAUUUUACCAUGUGAAAUACAACGCGAUGUUGAAACACAAAUUAAAAUCGCCUAUAAGAGGUACUUUGAGCGCAUGGAAUACCGCAGAAGCACUGCACCACGGGAGGAAUGCAAUUGCUGUUAUUGUACGAAGAUGCGCGGUUAUCAGGUUUAUGUUAAAGAAAAGAAACCAGCUAAGAAGUCCCAACAUAAAUGUCCUCUUUGUUGUAAGAAGAAGAAGAAGGUUAGUAAAGCUCGAGUUGCGAAAGAUGACACAUGUCCGGUGUGUAUGCGUCCAUUAGAAGAGUGCGUUUGCCAGAAAUAUGAUUUCGAAUUAGAUUGGGUGAAGAGUAUUUGGGAGCGUGCUGACUUCACAAGAUACUAUGAAAAUUAUAUAGAUGAAAACCGUCCAGAUACCAUAGAGUAUAGAUGCACGCAUGCCCAUCUUCAAAGUGAAUGCAGACGCUGGUUCAAUCCACCUUGGUUACACGUGUAUAAAAACCAAAUGCCAACAGAGAAUCGUAACUCACAGCAAAUUAGCUAAAAAAAAAGGUACUUAAGUACAUAAGUACAUUAGACAAACAAAAUUCACUAUAGACUGGAAAAUUCUAAAAUUUUACAUUCUGCAAUAAUAAAUUAGGAUUAAUUAAC
This is a messenger RNA of Teleopsis dalmanni, 1218 nucleotides long. RefSeq lists its product as uncharacterized. The record is from RefSeq and is a predicted model, not a curated record. Bases 86 to 1111 code for a protein of 341 amino acids. The transcript has a single exon. NCBI's taxonomy places the organism in Eukaryota, Metazoa, Arthropoda, Insecta, Diptera, Diopsidae.